Molecule: messenger RNA, 8613 nt
Organism: Diabrotica virgifera virgifera (western corn rootworm)
Lineage: Eukaryota; Metazoa; Arthropoda; Insecta; Coleoptera; Chrysomelidae
Product: chromobox protein homolog 1
Exons: 3
Coding region: 402-887 (161 amino acids)
Biological process (GO): chromatin organization; negative regulation of transcription by RNA polymerase II
Cellular component (GO): pericentric heterochromatin; nucleus
Molecular function (GO): chromatin binding
Source: RefSeq, a predicted model, not a curated record
AAUAUUCAAUUAAGUGUUUGAAACACUAACUAUAGUAUAUCUCGCGGACUCAUUGUAUCAAUAUAGUGUUUUAGGAAUUUAGGAUAUUUUUUUUAGUUCUUUUGUGAUUAUAAUUGACAUGUGGUGGGUUAGUUGGUAAAAAUUGCUGAAUUGCUGUAAAAAUGUGUCUCCAUUUUGUUUAUUAAAAACGCGCGCGCUUUGUUAAUGGUAUGGUAUGUCAACAUUUUAUUUGAGUGUAUAAUUUUUUAGACAAAGUGGUUGAUAUUAGCGCGCGUGCAUCAAGUUUUGUCCUGCUUUAAAAGGAAAUAUUCACAGUUCUUUACACCAUUGCAAGAUUUCGGCAUUUUUGCAUUUAAGGUUAGAGUUGCUACACAAAGGUCACAAAGUUAAAAAACCAAAAAAUGAGCAAAAGCAGAAAAACCUCUCCAGACCCUGAUGAACCUAUAGAGGAAUACACUGUUGAAAAAAUUAUAGACAGCAGAAUUAAUGCCUCAGGGGUAAAAGAAUAUCUGUUGAAAUGGAUUGGAUACGAUCAUAAAGACAAUACUUGGGAACCUGAAGGACAUUUGGACUGCCCCAGCCUCAUUAAAGAAUAUGAAAUGAACAAGGAGAAAGAAAAGAGUAAAAAUAAGAAAAAAGUGGAAGAAAAACGUGGGAAAGAUGAUAAAAAAACCCAUGGAUUUGACAGAGGUCUAGAACCUGAAAAAAUUAUUGGUGCUACAGAUACGUCAGGUUCACUGAUGUUUUUGAUGAAAUGGGUCGGUACUGACGAGGCCGACCUCGUACCAGCAAAGCAAGCAAACGUCAAAUGUCCACAGGUAGUAAUUAAGUUUUAUGAAGAGCGACUAACUUGGUCUGCCCCACCAUCAGAAGAUUACCGAAAUUAAAAGUCGUGUAUUCUUAAUUUUAAGCAUAGUAUGUAACUUAGUUUCUCCGUUUUUUACUUUUUUUAUUGAUCUUGCCUUUUUAAUAAGGUAAAACUUAAUUUUAACGUGGGAUUAUUGAACAAAAAAGUGUUGAUUUUUAUUACAUUAUAGAGUUUAUAAUAUGCUUUAUUAGGUUUAUAACUUUGGGAAGAUGGAAGUUUUUGAAUAUAUUGGGACCAUCAAAUUUUGGUUGACAUACAUUACACUUAGUUCAGUCACAUUUGAUUAGUCAUCGGGACGCCAUGUUUCUAAUCAAAUGACAUAAACAAAAAAAAAAACAUGUACAGUAGAAUACCCCGGUUAUCCGUGCUCCAUGGGACCAACACGGCACUGAUAAUAGUUGAAAAAUUUAUUUUUUAUAUAUGAUACAUAUCGCACUUUGAAAACCAUAGGGCAGUAACUGCAAAAAUCAUAAUAUUGAGUUAUGAGCAUUUUAAGUUUUUGUAAAGUUAAUUUUAUUUACUGUAAUUCCAAAAAUUAAGCUGUAAACCUGGUAUUUGGCACAAUUGUCUUUAAUUUUACAUAUUUUUAUAUGAAUUAAAAAGUACGUAAAAUUUCCCCCAGGAAAUAGGUAUUUUAGCACAUACGGCCAUAUGGUAUUAAAAAAUAUAUCAAUUUUCGCACAUGGUAGAGUAAAAAUUCAUAUAAAAUAACAGUUUUUUUAUUGAUUGUACUUAUUUAUUACAAAUUUUUAGUGUUAACACUUAAUCAAAGUCUUGCAUAUUAUAAUCUGUCGCUUAUAUAAUGUCUGUCGGUUAUAAUUCGCUUUUCUUUUGGGAUCUGCAGUACGACGUUGUAUAUCAAUUUGUUAUAGUCUUGUCGCUUAUUUCCAGUGUUGCAAUCAAAUCUCUAUGCAGCACUCUGUUUUGUUGCAUUCAAAGGAUGUUUCCUUAGUAGAUCUUGCUUUCAUUUUACGAGCGUGGGUCACAUUUUGCACAUAUUGCCAUAUAGAUCUGGGGUUUUUUUUUCCAAUUUUAGAACCGUAGAGCAUCAACUACUGCAGAUAAUGCCUGAUGGUAUAAAAAGAAGAACCGAUUUUUGACAAAAGCCAUAGGGAUGUAUCUUUCUGGUGCCGAACUUAAAAUUUUUUGCAGACGCUGCUAUAUAGCAUUAAAAAAUAGAUUUUUUUUCCUAUUAGACUGCAUUCAAAGGUCAUUUCAUGAAAAAAUUGCAGAUAUUGCCAUAUGGUUUUCAAGGUGCGAUAUGUACACACAUAAUGUGCCUACUAUAACAAGAUAAAGAAAAAGAAAAUCUCAUAAGUUUAAAACUCAUAGUUCAAUCUUCUGAUGUAUUCUAUGCAAGUUCAAACCGCAAGAUUGACAAGUUCUGAAGGUUCUCGUUGCUCAAGCCUAUCUCAAGUCAUUAUUAGUUCUCUUUUGAUUAAUACCGUUCCAUCAUUUUCUUCGUCUUUAUUCUCAUUUUCAAAUGAAUCAGUUUUAAAGGUUCUUUUAUUUUCAAGUGUUCAAGUUGUUAUUUCUGCAGAAACCACUUGGUUUUAUUAAAGUGCUUUAUCGAGUUAUUAAAAAGUCAAUCGUUCCAAUGAUUUUCUUGCAGAUAUGUUGAGAGUAGAGUUCGACCUGAACAUGGAAUUUUGUAUUGUUUGCUUAACAACCUCAUAGAUUCAUGAUAAUAAUGCAACACGUUCACCUUUCUACUUCUGUUUAAAAUCUGUAAUGUUUGUUCAAUAUUUAAAGCAUUUCUCUUGCGAUUACCACUGGUUAUUGUCAGUUACUGGUAAAGACACGUAUUAGACACGCUAAGAAUAUAGCAGAGUAGUUAAUCUUCUCUAGCGCGCAACUAAAUCUCACACAUACGGAGUAGCACGCAGCAGCGUAUGAUUUACAGGGAUUCCCAGAGCACUUGCUAUCGGUAUUGCGUUAUUAUGGACCUCCCUCACGUCGUAUACAGUCCCUGCUCAAUUUAAUAGACUCGCCCGAGAAAUAUCAGUUUUUUAUCUUCAAAGUCAUAUGGAACUGCUAAAUGGGUUAUAUAACGAUUACUUAAUAAUCAUGCUACAUAAUUAAGCUAAGAUAGUGAAUUUUUUUUUAUUGAAUUGAUAAAACUUAACAGAUGGCAAUAGAAUGUGCUAAAAGAGUGCACUGAGUCGACUUUUUCAAAUUUAGUUUUUUAGUUAAAUUAGUGGUUGUUGUUCGAUUUUCGUAAAAUUUGCAGUAGUGUUAAUAUUGUUCUAUGUGAACGUUAGUUUUUAAUUAUAUUUUUAUAUUUUUAAUUAUAUUAAUAUGUUAAUUUCUAAAUGUUGAAUAUCUUCGAUUGGAAUUUUUUCAUAUGGGCGAUUGUAAAAAUCUUCUUGUGGAGAAAAUCUCUUCUGUUACUGCUCUUUUAGAAAAUAUCGCAUGUUGUCAAAAAGAAAUAGCAAAAAAAAUGCAGUGUAUCUUAAUCUUUAUUUCGAAGGUUGAGUCAAAAACCUAAAGGGAAACAUCAUAUUACAUCGAUUUGGAGGGGUUGGCAUGGCAGAAAGAUUUCAGUCACUUCCAGAGGGCAACGAUUCUUAAUACAUUUUUCUGUAGAACACAGAAGAGUCACCCAUAGUGAUAUAAGGAAUGAAUUGAAAAAAUCAGAGUGUUCAGUAUCGGACUCCACUGUACGCCAAAAUUUGUACAGUAUGGGAUUCAAAUGUCAUAGGCCAGUUAAGUAACAAACCAAACAACCAAAUAUCACCACAAAUGUUCAAAAAGGCUUAGUUUGGACCAAUUUGCAUUAAUAUUUUAUAGUCAUAUAAUAUUUAUGCGAAUUGGCCGAAACUAAGCGUUUUUUGAGCAUUUGUGGUGACGGUUUUGGUUUCUUAACUGGCCUAUGACAUUUGAAUCCCAUACUGUACAAAUUUUGGCGUACAGUGAACUCCGAUACUGAACACUCUGCUUCUUCCAAUGUAUUCCUUAUAUCGCUAUGGGCGACUCUCAGUGUUCUACAGAAAAAUUCAUUAAGAAUCGUUGCCCUCUGGGAGUUACUGAAAUCUUUCUGCCAUGCCAACCACUCCAAAUCCAUGUAACAUGAUAUUUCCCUUUAGGUUUUUGACUCAACCUUAGAAAUAAAGAUUAAGCUACACUGCAUUUUUUUUAUAUUUCUUUUUGAUAACAUGCGAUAUUUUCUAAAAGAGCAGUAAUAGAACAACAAAAAGAUUUUUACAAUCACCCAUAUGAAAAAAUUCCAAUCGAAGAUAUUCAACAUUUAGAAACUAACAUAUUUCUAUUAAUAUCUUAAAAUAAAUUAAAUAAAUUAAAAACUACCGUUCACAUAGAACAAUAUUAACACUCACCACUGCAAAUUUUACGAAAAUUGAACAACAAUCACUAAUUUAACUAAAAAACUAAAUUUGAAAAAAGUCGACUCACUGCAACAGACAUUCUAUUGCCAUCUGUUAAGUUUUCUCAAUUCAAUAAAAAAAUUUCACUAUUUUAGCUUAAUUAUAUAGCAUGAUUAUUAAGUAAUCGUUAUUUAACCCAUUUAACAGUUCUGUAUGAUUUUGAAGAUACUUUACAGGUGCUUGAAAUUAAAAAACUGAUAUUUCUCGGGUGUCUAAUAAAUUGAAUAGGGUCUUUAGAGUUUCCGUCGAGUAAUUUACGGUGACGCUAUUUCGAUAAAACCUCAAAAAUGCAAUUUCAGUAACGGAAAAUCAUAGAACGGAUAAUCCGCGCACGGAUAAUCGGGGUCCUACUGUAUUAUUCAUUGUUAAUGAAAACGGGAUGGUUCCCGGGAGUUCGCUGUAUACAUUAUAGUUAAGUAACAUCGAAGUAAAAACUCCUGUUGUAUUUGGUUUAAUUUUAAUCAGGAAUUAAAAUUGAAAAAUCCAAAGGGGUUACAUAAGUUUCAGAACGAACAUUUUCAGACUUAUAAGUCCAUCUUCAAUUAACUUUGUACUUGCUAAAUAUCCUCAAAACCAAACAGGCUGUGGUUGAAUUUAGUUGAAUUGAAAAGUUACAUUAUAAAAUUGUAAAAAUAAAACGACUUAUAGCUGAUAAAAGUUUAUAACUUUCCGGGAACAUAAUAGUCCCUACUCGAAAAGGAGGUCACAUAUACGAGUAUGUAUUGGUCUGUGUUCGCCAAUUAGUUGGGAACUGGGGAAAAAAGGAGUUUUUACUUUGAUGUUAAAAGUUAUAUGCAUUGUACAAUUUACAAUAAACAAAUUAAACUGCCAUUGCAUAUGUGCUUGCAACUGUUUCUGUUAAUUUAUUUGUUAUACAUUAUUGAAAUCAACUAUCACACUGAUUCAAAAAUUACUUUGGUGAGGAAAGGAGUUUAAAAAAAAGAGUUAUUUAUGAAGUAAAUUCGUGACAUGCUUCCACGUGAAAACAAACUUUUUGAAUCAUUCAAAUAAAAGUACCACUUGUUAUAAUCUGUAUAUUAAAUCAGAUUUGAUUGGUAUACUUACUUACUUAUUCCUCUUCACUCCAUGCGGAGCAUAGGGCGUCAACUGUCUGCCUCCAUUCUGUCCUAUCCUUUCCACUAAUCUUUAUUUCUGCCCAAGUUUUCCCAAUAGCAUUAAUUUCUUUCUCCAUACUUCUUUUCCACGGGUCUACCUGGUCUUCCCUUGCCAUGUGGUGUGUAUUCUAGGGUUUGUCUCGCUAUGUCUGUGUCAGGUCUCCUUAGUGUGUGCCCCAUCCAACUCGAUUUCCUUUUGCAUAUUGUCUUGGAUAUAGGUUCCUGGUUAGUUCUUGUCCAUAACUCUUGGUUUGAUAUGCGGUUUGGCCAGUAAAUGUUAAGAAUCUUCCUUAGGCAUUUAUUUAUGAACACUUGCAUCUGUCUGAUACAUUUUCUUGGCACUUUCCAUGUUUCUGUUCCGUAUAGUAACACAGUCUUCACGUUGCUGUUGAAAAUUCUUAUCCUGGUUUUACUUGUCAUCUGACGUGAUGACCACAUUUUCCUUAGCAUAUUGAAUGCGUUUUGAGCUAUUCCUAUUCUCCGUUUUACAUCCUCCUUUGUCCCUCCUUUGUUGUUCAAAAUACUGCCCAAAUAGUUAAAUUUCUCUACCGUUUCUAAUUCCGUGCCUCCCAGUGAUAUUCCCAUUUCUCUUGGUGUAUUUAUUUUCAUUAUCAUAAUGAAAAUGAAAAAAUAAUGAAAAUUUGAUUGGUAUAGUAGACUCCAAAUUCAGCUAGGUCAGGAAUGGCGAACCUUUUUUAUGUGAGUACGAUAAAGCCAUAGAAAUUCCUCUUUAAAUAGAUAACGUAGUCGAGAAGUCCAUAGAAAACCUCUUUUCCUAUACUUUGUGGAUCUCUCAAAAGCGUUUGAAAGAGUCCAACUGAAAGACAUGAAGCAGAAAAACGUCAAUAAAAACACAGCAAGAAUCAGGGAGCUUAACAGUUGCCAUAAAACAAGAAUAUAAUCAACAUGGACUGACAGAAGAAAUAGAACGUGUGGGCAGGAAUCAAACAGGGAGAUCACCUCAGUACGACUCUCUUUAACAGGAUCACGGACAAGAUAAUAGAAAGCGCAAAUGAAACCAACAUCGACUACAAAAUGGCCAAUGACCUCCAACGCCUAUUUUACAGAUUCAAUAUAACAACACAUAAGUUAGACAUGUUAAUAUCUCACGAAAAAUAUGACGGAAUGCAUUAACUAAGUCUACUAAAACUUCUAAAGAAUAAUUGAAAGUAAAUGACUGAAACUUCAUAUUAUCAUUUUUGUAGAGUAGUAAUAUCACUAAUUUUGAUUUGACUAGCACUUUUCGUUCAUUAUCUCUCAGUGUUUCAUCGAAUAUAUCGCAGUGAUCAAGUAUUCUUAUUAAAAGAAACAUCUUAACAUCAGUGGCGUGCUGGCCAUAUAAAUGAAACGGUGCAAUCACCGAGAGGCUGCGGCCUCUUGAGGCCGGCCAAAUAAAUUUUUGUUUCAUAAAAAUUUCUAGAUCUGAUGUAACAACAAUUUUUUUUAAUUUCGAAUCGACUGAUGUUAACAAAACAUUUCACAAAAAUUUAAAUCUUUUUUGAUUGUAAAAUACAGUUUAAGUAAAUUAAUAAGACUCUAUGUACAUAAAUGAUUGCUACAGAUAAAUAAGCAUUUAUUAACUCUCUCAGUGACACGAGUAUCUUGUGAAAGAAGCUUUUCAACGUUGAAAUACAUAAAAAAUAGGAUAAGAAUUACUUUAACACAAGAUCACUUAGAAACAUUUGUGCUAAUGGCUAGAGAAAAAGACUGAGCUGUAUGAGCUUAAAAAUAAUGAAAUAAUCGACGAAUUUGCUCAAAAAUCUUCUUUAAGGGCGUAGGCGCAAAAUUUUGCGCAAUGUGUUUUAAAAACAUUUAUUUUUUUCGAAUCCUGAGAAAACUAAUAAGUAUUUUUGAAAAAUUAAACGCAGAUUGAAAUAUUGCAUUAUUACCGAGGGCCGAAAGUCCCUGCAAACUUCUAUAAUGUUUAUUUUAAUAAGUUACAGGGGUAAAAAAAGAGAAAAUUUAGUGUGAUUUUAAAUUUCAAAUAUCUCAUUCAAAAGAAACUUUUUGGUUAUUCUAAGGGACUUUAGGCACUCGGUAAUAAUGUAAUCUUUCAUUAUUCGUUUAAAUUUUUCAAAAAUACUUAUUAGUUUCCUCAGGAUUUGAAAAAAAAAUGAAUGAUUUUAAAACACAUUGGCGCGAAAUUUUGCGGCUACGACCUUAAUGCGGAAAUUAUUGAAUGAGAGUUAAUUAUUGUAUAAAAUAAUUGCAAAGUAAUGUUUAGAAUAAUGCGUUGUAUUAACAUUUAAAUAUUGUUAAAUUAAAGUAUUUGUACUGUACUUGUAUUUGUACCCUCUUGUAUAAUUAUUAUUGAUUUACUAAAAUUCAACUUGAUACAUAAUUGAAAAAUUCUCAAAAUUUAAUUUUAUUUUCAUCUUUUAAUCACAUUAAAUUUAUAUAUAUUUAUUCAGGAAAUUAUGGUUUCUGCCUUACUGCAAACAACGUUGUCAUACAUGUGAUAAUAUUUAUUAUUUGUAAGAUUGCUUAUUCUUAAAUAAUAAAACAGCAAAUUUGAAACAAUUUCAUUGAAUUUAAAGUUUAAUGUUUGAUUUAAAAAUAAUUUAUAUUUUUGUUUUAUAAUAACGAUUAAAAAAUCCUGAAAAUAGAAGGUAAAAUGAGGAUGGAAGGCCGCUUUUCUAUAAAAUCACCGGGCCGCUUGAAAAGUUCCAGCACGCCACUGCUUAACAUUAAGGAGAAACAGCAAAAUUGUAAUCUAAAAUUAUUCAAAAUGUCAAGAUAACUGUUAGCACUGUAAGUCGAGAAUGGCACUGUGUGAUUGGCAUCUAAAGAAGUUAUUAUUGAAGGUAUGUUUAAACCUUAAACGGAAUAAGCAGGUUUUUCAGAAUUAAGCGUUAAGACCUUAAGCGUCAUUAGGUUUUAUAUCAUACAUUCUAUCACCACCUAAUAACAGCAAUAACAUCUAAAUUUAAGCCAUAUAUAUUUUAUUAUUAAUAUUAAAUCACCUUAGUUUAAUUUUGUCAAUUUCAAAAACAAUAUAAAGUUGCAAUAAUAUGAAUCUAUUAUAUUUUUUAUUCUUAAGACCUAUUGCUCAGAUUUUGUACAGAAAAAUAUCUGAUCCUUUGUAUAUUAAUAAUAAGUAGGCGGACUUUUGUAUAAAAUUCAAAAAAUUGUAAAAUUUUCUAAUGACAUUGGUAGAGUAAAAUAUAAAUACGCACUAUAUUUCUCUACUCUUUAAUCUAAUCGUAUUUUAUACAGAAUUCUGUUAAUAAAUGUUCAUAACAAAUAA